Triplophysa dalaica is the source of this 5270-nucleotide messenger RNA. It is a transcript of the gene atp8b1, whose product is annotated as ATPase phospholipid transporting 8B1. Gene Ontology annotation, molecular function: ATP binding; ATP hydrolysis activity; ATPase-coupled intramembrane lipid carrier activity. Gene Ontology annotation, biological process: phospholipid translocation; Golgi organization. The transcript is spliced from 28 exons. Bases 278 to 4027 code for a protein of 1249 amino acids. Gene Ontology annotation, cellular component: plasma membrane. The record is from RefSeq and is a predicted model, not a curated record. Lineage: Eukaryota; Metazoa; Chordata; Actinopteri; Cypriniformes; Nemacheilidae.
AAGAAACGAAGCACUUCGUCCUGGUGUGUGUGUGUUGUUUGUGAGUGUGUAUAUAAUGGCUUUGUAGCUGGAAAGCAUCUCCCAGUCAGACCAGUCUUUCCAGUUUGCUUGAGAACACGCAACACAUACAGACAGAGAGAGAGAGAGAGAGAGAGAGAGAGAGAGAGAGAUCAGCUCCUCCACACUGAUCCGGAGGAAUAAAUGGAGCAAUAAUUCUAUACAAAACAACCUAAAGGAUUCAGAGAAGAUAGUUUGAUAUCGUGUGUAGUCUGUCAGGAUGAGCACUCGGCAGCGAGCUGACUCCCAGGAUUCUCUGGAGCAGCCGAAUGAUGAGGUAGUGCCCUACAGUGACGAUGAGACGGACGAUGAGUUAGAAGAUGAGCUGGAUCAAAGUCAUGACCAACUUCCUGCAGAACCGGGAGAAGAACCCCGACCGGCGGCCGCUAGCGUUGAGGCCGGUUGGAGCGUCCGAGCGAAUGACAGGGAAUACUGCCAACGGCCAGAGUUUCAGAAGAAAGUCUUUCUCUGCAUCAAGAAGAGCAAAUACUCUGGAAAUGCCAUCAAGACGUACAAAUACAACGCCAUCACUUUCCUCCCGCUGAACAUGUACGAGCAGUUUAAAAGAGCGGCCAACCUCUACUUCCUGUGUCUGCUGAUCCUGCAGAUCAUUCCUCAAAUCUCCACUUUACCCUGGUACACCACCCUGGUGCCUUUAGUGUUGGUGUUGGGCAUCACCGCCAUCAAAGACCUGGUGGAUGACCUGGCACGGCACAGAAUGGACAAUGAAAUCAAUAACAGGAAGUGUGACGUGCUGCUCAACGGCAGUUUUGUGGAGACCAGGUGGAUGCACAUACAAGUUGGCGACGUUGUCCGACUAAAGAAAAACGACUUUAUUCCUGCUGACAUCAUGCUGUUGUCCAGUUCAGACCCCAACAGUCUUUGCUACGUAGAGACAGCAGAACUCGACGGAGAGACGAAUCUGAAGUUUAAGAUGGGUCUGAAGGUGACAGACGAACGUCUUCAAGAGGAAAAUCAGAUGGCCAAAUUUAACGGGAUGAUAAUGUGCGAGGAGCCGAACAAUCGUCUGGAUAAGUUUGUGGGAACCAUGAUCUGGGACUCUCAGAGUUACCCGCUCGAUCUCGACAACAUGCUGCUCAGAGGCUGCAAGAUUCGCAACACAAACUUUUGUCACGGCCUGGUCAUAUUCGCAGGAAAUGACACAAAAAUCAUGAGGAACGGAGGAAAGACACGCUUCAAACGCACCCGGAUAGACAAACUCAUGAACUACAUGGUGUACACGAUCUUCGUGUUGUUGGUUUUGAUAUGCGCCGGUCUGGCCAUCGGACACACGUACUGGUACGAGAGCAUCGGGAGGAACUCCUGGUAUCUUUUCGACGGUCUGGACUACACUUCAUCUUACAGAGGGUUCCUCAGUUUCUGGGGUUACAUCAUCAUCCUCAACACCAUGGUCCCCAUCUCUCUUUACGUCAGUGUGGAGGUGAUCAGAUUGGGUCAGAGUAAGUUUAUAAACUGGGAUCUGCAGAUGUACUUCGCCGAUAAAGACACGCCGGCCAAAGCCAGAACCACCACCCUGAACGAACAGCUGGGUCAGAUCGAGUACAUCUUCUCUGAUAAAACCGGCACGCUCACACAGAAUAUCAUGGCCUUCAAGAAAUGCACCAUUGCUGGACAAACCUACGGUAAUCCCACUAAUUCAGAAGGCGUCUCUUUGGAUCGUGGAAAGCCUGUGGAUUUCAGCUGGAAUAAACACGCCGAUAAGAAUUUUCAGUUUAACGACCAUUUCCUCGUCGCCACAAUUCGUUCCAAGAAAGACCCACAAAUGUUAGAGUUCUUCAAACUUCUGUCUCUGUGUCACACAGUCAUGGUGGAGCAGAAAGAUGGUGAGCUGGUGUAUCAGGCCGCGUCGCCCGAUGAGGGCGCUCUGGUCACGGCCGCGCGGAACUUCGGCUUCGUGUUUUUGUCCAGAACUCAGGACACCAUCACCAUCAGUGAGAUGGGCGAGGAGGCCACGUACGAGAUGCUCGCUCUGCUCGACUUCAACAGCGACCGCAAGCGCAUGUCCAUCAUCUUGAGGUAUCCAGACGGCAAAAUCCGUCUAUACUGUAAGGGAGCGGACACGGUGAUCUAUCAGAGACUUGAUUCAAACUGCCAGCAUGUAGAGACGACUCAGGAAGCCCUGGAUAUCUUUGCCAACGAGACCCUGCGGACUCUGUGUCUUUGCUAUAAGGACAUCACUGAGGCGGAGUUUGACGCCUGGGCGCAGAAACAUAAGAUUGCCAGCGUUUCCAUGGGCAACCGUGAGGAAGCUCUGGACGUCGUGUACGAAGAGAUCGAGAAAAACCUUCUGCUGAUCGGUGCAACAGCCAUUGAAGAUAAACUUCAGGACGGUGUUCCAGAGACCAUCGCCAAACUGGCCAAAGCUGAUAUUAAGAUCUGGGUUCUGACUGGAGACAAGAAAGAGACGGCUGAAAACAUCGGCUACUCCUGCCAGCUGCUGACAGACGACAUGAAGAUCCACUAUGGAGAGGACGUGAAUCAACAGCUGAUGGAGAGGCAGGGCAAAAGACGCAACGACCCUCAAGGAAGGAACAAGAAGGGCAAAGAACCGUUUCUCAAAGAACCUGGCAAGAACGCGCUCGUCAUUACUGGAGGAUGGCUGAAUGAGAUUCUCUAUGAGAAGAAGAAGAAGCGUCGUCGUCUGCGUCUGAAGAAGCUCGGCAAGCGGUUCACCAAUUCCAACAACCCUCAGGACAGCAGCCAGCCCAUCGAUGACUGGGAGAAGGAGAAACGUCAGGAGGAUUUUGUAGACAUGGCGUGCGAGUGCACGGCGGUGAUCUGCUGUCGAGUGACGCCCAAACAGAAAGCCAACGUGGUCAGUCUGGUGAAGAAGUACAAGAGAGCCGUGACUCUGUCCAUCGGUGAUGGAGCGAAUGAUGUCAACAUGAUCAAGACUGCAGACAUUGGUGUGGGGAUAAGCGGUCAGGAGGGGAUGCAGGCGGUGAUGUCCAGCGAUUACGCGUUUGCUCAGUUCCGUUAUCUCGAGCGUCUUCUGCUGGUCCACGGACGCUGGUCCUACAUCCGCAUGUGCAAGUUCCUCCGUUACUUCUUCUACAAAAACUUCGCCUUCACCCUGGUGCACUUCUGGUUCUCUUUCUUCAAUGGAUUUUCCUCACAGACGGCCUACGAAGACUGGUUCAUCACCCUGUACAACGUUUUCUACAGCAGUCUGCCUGUUCUACUUGUUGGUCUUCUGGAUCAGGAUGUGAACGAUAAACUCAGUUCGCGCUUCCCGAAGCUGUAUCUUCCGGGUCAGCUGGGGGUGCUGUUCAACUACAAGACCUUCUUCAGUAGUUUGUUUCACGGAAUCUUCACCUCCCUCAUCAUCUUCUUCAUCCCGUACGGUGCUUUCCUGCAGACCAUGGGACAGGACGGGGAGGCGCCGUCAGAUUACCAAUCGUUCGCUGUGGUCGCGGCCUCGUCUCUCAUCAUCACCGUCAACCUGCAGAUCUCAUUGGAUACCUCUUACUGGACCUUCGUGAACUGUUUCGCUGUUCUGGGCAGUAUGGCUUUAUACUUUGGCAUCAUGUUUGACCUCCACAGUGCAGGAAUCCACGUCAUUUUUCCGUCGACUUUCACUUUCACAGGUGCGGCAGCAAACGCUCUCAGACAGCCGUACCUGUGGCUCACCAUCAUUCUGACUGUGGGCAUCUGUCUCCUGCCUGUCAUCUGCAUUCAGUUCCUCUGUCAAACCAUCUGGCCAUCUGUGGGAGACCAGAUUCAGAGGAACAGGAAAAAAUAUGAGGUUGAAGAUGAAGAAGAGGAAAGAAAGAAGAGAAAGCCGACAUUCCAGCGUGGCGGACGAUCCCGCCGCUCAGCGUACGCCUUCUCGCACUCCACCGGUUACGCCGACCUCAUCUCGACGGGUCGCAGCAUACGCCAGCGCCCGCGCGUUCGCCCCGAACUCAGAGACAGCAUUCGAGAGGUCCCACAGGCCGAGAACAUCUAAGAAAGACACGGCCUGCUCGAGCUGUGUUCUGAAUGCACUCCUAACUCACUACCUGCUUACCUGUCAAAACUGAAUGUGUUUGAACCAUGUGCCUUUGACCAAUCAGAUCUGAGCGGCCCACUGGAAUAGGUGAAUGAGAAGUGGCAUUGUGUCAUUUAAAGGGGAGGGGUUUAACAGAAGAGCCAAUGGGAGAUGGGGAAUGUGUUUAAAGGGGAAGUACAAGUAAACACUCACCGAUGACCAGAACUGGUUUUUAGGUUGUGCGUUGCGUACGACAAAUUGUUUAUCUCAGGUUUUUAUGUCGUCUUUUAUGGAGUCAGUGGUUGGGACCUUGAUUUACUUUUUGCACAUGUACUAUUAAGGGUCCUUUGUGAGAUUGAAUGUUAAACUGUGUGUUUGUGUGUGUCCUCUUCAAACCCACCAACAAUGAAAGAAACAUGAAUGACGCCGAUGAGACUCUUUAGAUUCACGUACGUUUAAGUGAACGUGUAUAUCUGUAAAUGUGAACAUUGUAAGGAAUUAUCAUCUUGAUCUCACUGAAUCUUACAAACCCCACUAAGACUUUUCCUCCUCACGGUUUAAGCGUUUCAGGGUAUUGGUUACUUGUUUUACAUGAUGUUCCUUACGGGUAACCGUUACACUUUACAGGACAAUGAAUGCGGUAAAGCUUCAUGUUUACAUUAACUCUACAAAUGUCAUGUUUCUUGAGACCUCCAUUAUCAGUGGUGACCGUUUCAGCUCAGUUUUUUUAAGAAAUCUCCCUGAAGGUCAAGCAGUCUGUGAUGUCUUCCUUGACUAAUAUACGAUAUGCGAGUUGUUUUAAAUGGGUGGUCUUGCCUUCAGCCAUUGAUGCAAAACAGUCGACUGUAAUGAAAGGAAGUCAUAAUGAUGUAAAUCUCGUUCCUCUUCAUCAUGGAAUUAGACUCAUAUCUGCACUUUGCUACAGGGACUUUGUAGGGUGGAGAUCUCUUUCUCAUUUUAACACUAGUUACAUGAAAACUGUUAAAUGGUUUUAUAUAACCUACCAUAAUAUAAUGUCAUAUAUGAGAAAACCCAUAUUUAUUAUGUUGGCUGACUGUCAAUGUUCGUAUUUAAUGAAACAAAACAUUUAAAAGGUAAAUCCAUCCAGCCAAAAAAGUGCCUUAGAAUUUGAGAAAUCUACCUUUAAGAAACUCUGUGGAUUCUCUGUAUCAUACUGUAAUAUACUUUGCAAAAAUGUCUAUAAAUAAAGAAUAAGAUUUCA